Molecule: messenger RNA, 384 nt
Organism: Rotaria sp. Silwood1
Lineage: Eukaryota; Metazoa; Rotifera; Eurotatoria; Philodinida; Philodinidae
Source: the annotation of a GenBank genome assembly
AUGGAAUCUAUUAGAAACAUAGAGUUGAGCAAUUUUGAUUUUGAUCCAAUUGUUUUAUCGACAACAGGUGUUUCAUCCUGUAUUGCAGUGGUGAUCGAACUUGAAAAUAAGAUUAAAUUUGAUUGGUUCAACUUAAAAUCGACAACAGCAAGAGGUAAUAGUAAUGAAGCAAAUGACAACGAUAAUCCAAAUUAUUACACAUUCGACUGUACCAUAGUCUACGAUCGAUGGUCAACUCCUAGCAUUUUUGCUAUUUGGCAAUAUGGAGGUCGAGAAUAUGAAAUGUAUUCUGAUAGAUGUGAAUCAUUAUUACCAGCAAUAUAUGAAACCGAUUCAACAUCAAAAUAUCUUCGUGCAUUCAUAUGUCCAAGUGCAUCAAAUUAA